AUCGCGGAAACGUUUAAAAAACUAUUAAAAUUGUCUUCGAUAAGACGAUAAAAAUGUAUUCGAUUAAUUCUAUGCGUAUUUCAGGCACUGUCUUGGCACCUGUUGUAUGGUACUGCUCGUGCGUUUGUAUCUACGAGUGAAUUGCGUAAGCACCUAUGUAAACAUUAAAAAUUCAUAAAAACACAGUAAUCCAUCAGUCGUCAGGUGAUUCACAAAACUUUUAAACACAAUCUGCUUAUUGUUCAGCGAUUUAUUCACAUAAAUAAAAAAUGAACGUAUAGCUAAGAAAUUAUUUUGAACGAUUUUUCUUCGCAUAUUUCGUGUGAUUUUCAAAGUAAUACCUACCUAGUGAUAAAGAAUAGACUAUCUUUAUGGUUAAUGAUCACCAAUGCAGAGUAUUCAUUCAACUAUGAAGUCCUUACGAAGUUUAUUCGUCAUUUUAUCAAUUUUUUUACUCAUCGAAGAAACAAUCUCAACGAAAGAAGUUUUCGUACCCAGAGAUGGUAUAAAAGAUCCAUUGGCUAUAAUACGAGUAUUUAAGGGAGAGUCGUAUUCGUGGGAACUCGCUAUUCCUCAUGCUACAGACGAUGUUAGACUGGCAGGGUAUUAUUACAACAACAAGCACGACGAAAACGGACGAAGAGAUUACUUCUUUAUCGCAUGUGCUGUCUCUCGCGAUAAUGAGGAUAUAGAAAAGUGGAGGGAAACUGACGAGUCUUUCAAAGAAAGCAUCGUGUUUAGAACUGUGGAUUACGAAGGCCCAGAUACAAAGUGCACUGAAAAGUCAACCCCAUCGAUCCAAAAAUUAAAACUGACAGAUAAUAUGAAUAAUCCGAUGUACUGCGGAAAACCAGACGCAGAGCUUUACGAAGUUGGAUUUCCGGUAUUGGUGAGCGUAGAAGGCCCGACUGCUGAAUUCAUGUCUCUUUACAAAAUAUGUCAUUCCAAAGCGGAAGGCGUAGGAACGCUAUACACAAUUCACAAAAUAGUAUCACCAGAUUUACUGCUAUUGGAAAAGAGAACGUGGGGUACACCUAGAAUAAUGCAUGCGUUCAAAUCUUACUUGGAUGAAGAUCUUCAUAGCGUACAAAAAUUCUACACCGAGACCAAGAGCUACGUUUACCGAUUCGUUGGUCCAUACUUUAUGCCAACAAAGAUUUGGGAAGAGACAACGAGGUUUCCUUUUAAUUUCACACCCGUUAAACACGACAGUAUAUUCAGUGGAUUGCUUAGAUUUGACAAGUUCAUCCAAGUAUUCAGUAAGAAAAACAACACUCCUUUGACAGUGUAUUCGGGUACUUAUGAAAAAACAGUCGCGAUCCCUUAUACUGAGUGGUGUGGCUUGAAGAAAUGUUCCGAAGAUGUGUCAAUUGGAUUGUUUUGGAGGAUACUUGUCGACUCUAGAGACUAUGCUAUCGUCAUAGUAACCCAACUUACGCAGAUCGACUGCGAAUUCACUGAAAACAUAUUAUGUCAAGAUGACAAUUCCCGUCUCAUGUUGGAGCGUUAUGGAAAAGGUGGAAAAGGUGGUUGUAUGUACAAGUGCCCUGCGACAGACAGGAUGAUUGAAGAAUUAGGCUUACCAGCGACCCAAUUAGGAUUGAAGCACAAAGGAGUUUUAUCUUUACGUGUACCAAAGAUGAAACCGAAAAACCAAGGAACUGGAGGUGCAUCAGAUGCAGGGGCACAAUCUCACACUGAAUACGUUGAUGUGAGUGCUUUCAUGGGAGAUGGUGCAGCUUUCGCUGCUGCUGUGAUAGCUGUUGACGGAUUUGGAGGUCUUGCAUCAAUUAUGGAUAUGGAUGCAGGUGAUGCCGGAGGAGGUUACGGUCACAGUGAAGGGGGUAAUAACGAUGGUCCUGGAGAGGGAGGUGCAGGUGGUCCUGGAGAGUGAGGUUUUGCAGGAGAAGAAGCUGGUUGAGAAGAAGAAUGAAGAGCUUAAAAAAUAUUUACUUUUUUUUGCAACUAAAGUGAUCCAAAGGCAAACAUAUCAAAAUGUUACCUAAUUGAGUUGGCAAGCUGAAAUUUAGCAUUUUUUCUCUGUGUUUUGUGUCUCUUCACUCCCCCUUCUUAAAAUCAGUUUCAUCAAAAUCUUAUCCAAUUAAGUUAAUUGCUAUAAUAUAGUAUGUUAUAUUGUACCACACUUUCACCAGUUUUCAAAUUUUGUAGAUCAACUAGAGGAGGUUUUGAGUCAUUCUAGAACCUCCAGCCACAUUUUCAGAAUUCCAAUUCAUCAAAAAAAAGUUCUCCAAGAAAGCUGUAAUUUAAUCGAUGCGUUUUUCCCGCAAUUCUGGAUCUUGCAGCAACAUUUUGAAACUUCCAAUAUUCUGAAGAAAAAAAAAAUGCCAUAAAGUCGGUACAAAUAAAUGCUUGUUAGCUCAUUUAGGCACAACUUUGUUUUGUUAGUCUUUGCAGUUUGCAGUUUCAAAUUCCUCAAAACAGUCAAAGCUCAAAAAUUGAAUUUCGGCACAAGAAAUUUUGGCCAAUUUUUCUACCGGUUUUAAUUUUUUUGUCUAUGCAAAUAUACACACACAACGCCAUAUACCUACAAUUUAAUUAGGUAUGAAAUGUAUGUAUCUAUGCUCGUACGUAUGGACAUUAUUUAAACAUCAUGUAUAAACUGAUAAAAUGCUCAUUCCGUGGUCAAAUAAAUUUUUUAAAAAAGAAUCACCCUGCUAUGUAAAAUAAUUCUAUGAUUUUAAUCACUACAACAAUAAACAAUACCUACACCAUGAACUGCAGAAUUGUGAUUUAUUUUAUAUU
This is a messenger RNA of Planococcus citri (citrus mealybug), 2763 nucleotides long. RefSeq lists its product as uncharacterized. Lineage: Eukaryota; Metazoa; Arthropoda; Insecta; Hemiptera; Pseudococcidae. Bases 389 to 1894 code for a protein of 501 amino acids. The transcript is spliced from 6 exons. The record is from RefSeq and is a predicted model, not a curated record.